Messenger RNA from Neurospora tetraspora, 1491 nucleotides. Its product is annotated as FAD dependent oxidoreductase. The record is from RefSeq and is a predicted model, not a curated record. Gene Ontology annotation, molecular function: oxidoreductase activity. The coding region runs from base 1 to 1491 and encodes 496 amino acids. Gene Ontology annotation, cellular component: cytoplasm. The transcript has a single exon. Lineage: Eukaryota; Fungi; Ascomycota; Sordariomycetes; Sordariales; Sordariaceae.
AUGGACGAGCGCGCCAAGAUCCGAGUCACUCUUCCUCGAGAAAACCCAACUUCAAGCUACUGGCAAGAUCCUCCCGAUGACAUCGCUGACGAGCGUACCACCAAGGACCCCCCAAACAAAGCCGACAUCGUCAUCAUCGGAAGUGGCAUCACCGGUGCUGCGAUAGCAUGGAACCUCCUAAAAGACGUCAACCCUGGAGAAAAGGGGUCCAGAAACAUAGUCAUGCUUGAAGCCCGCCAGGCCUGCUCCGGUGCAACCGGUCGCAACGGUGGACACACCAAAGCUGCCUCCUACCGCUCCUUUCUCGAGCACGCCUCUCUCCUCGGCACUCCAGCCGCCGUCCAAAUCGCUCGUCUCGAGUACAACAACAUCCAAGCCGUCCAUGCCUUUGCCAAAGAGCAUGACAUCCCCUGCGACUCCAACCCUUGCCACACCAUCGACAUUAUCUACGACCAAGCCCAAUGGGCCGCCGCCCAUGAAGCCGUCGCCGCCAUGAAGGCCGCUUUCCCCGAAGGAGAUCCGGUAGCAGAGUACACCUUCCACUCGCCCGCCGAAGUCCAGUCCAAAUUCCACUGCGCCCUGGAUGCCGGCACCGUAGCCGGCGAACAACAAACCUUGUAUGGAGGCGUCUCCUACCCAGCCGGCAGCAUCUCCUCCUACGCCUUCACCACAGGCCUCCUCAAACUCUGCCUAUCCCGCGGCCUAAAUCUGCAAACCAACACGCCCGCCACCUCCCUGAUGAAAAACCGCGACGAACGCACCUGGACCGUACAAACCCCUCGCGGAAACAUCUGGACCAAGGACAUCAUCCUGGCCACGAACGGGUACACGGCCGCUAUUGCGCCCACGUUUCAGGGUGCCAUCGUCCCCCUGCGUGGACAGGUCACGGCGCAAAGGCCCGGGAGCAAACUACCCGAGAAGGGAUGUCUGCCGACUACAUACAGCUUUAUCUACGAUAAGGGGUAUGAGUACAUGAUCCCGAGACCAAAGGGGAGCCGAAACGAGGGGGACUUGGUCAUUGGUGGUGGAUUGGUGAGGGCGAAGGAGGAAGGGUUGGAGGAGUACGGGACUACGGAUGAUACGACCGUUAACCAAGACAUCAGUGAUUACCUCAAGGACAGUCUGACGAGGUACCUCGGUGUUGGUGAGAAGGGAAAUUGGGGAGAAGAUCACCCGGAUGGAAGAGUAAGAAAGGAGUGGACGGGGAUCAUGGGGUAUACACCCGAUGGGUUUCCCAUGGUUGGACCGGUGCCAGGGGAGACGGGUUUUUGGAUGAGUUGUAGUUUCCAGGGCCAUGGGAUGGUGUUGUGCUGGAUGUGCGCAAAGGCGUUGGUAGAGAUGAUGGAGGGGAGGGAUAAUGAGGAGUUGAAGGGGUGGUUUCCGGAGGCGUUCAGGGUCGGGUUUGAGAGAAUGAGGAAGAGGUUCCAGGGAAGGUUGCAUACGAGCGUUGCGGUGCCGCCGGGACCGCCUGUGGGGGGAGAGUCUGGGUAA